Molecule: messenger RNA, 555 nt
Organism: Durusdinium trenchii
Lineage: Eukaryota; Dinophyceae; Suessiales; Symbiodiniaceae
Source: the annotation of a GenBank genome assembly
AUGGAUGAGACGCCCCGCUCCACCCGUUCCUGGACGUCGCGAACCUUGGGACCCAUGAAGCGAGGAUCCUUGAGGGGCUCUAUCUUUACGCUGAUGUCCGCAGCCAUAGGUUCGGGCGUUCUAUUGUUGCCCUAUGCAUUCAGUUUGGUGGGGGUGCCUGUGGGCAUUUUGACUUUGCUGUUUGGAACAUACUGCUUAGCCACAUCCUUGCGAUUGAUCAUCACCAUUUCGCACAUCACAGGCCGGGAUUCCUAUGCCAAGAGCGCGAUCGAAGUGCUGGGCCCUGUGGCAGGACGUGGCUUGGCUUGCCUCAUGGUGGGUGAGGCUCUGUGCGGGCAGGCCGCCUUCAUCAAGUUCUUGUCCGAUCUGUGGCCCCGCGUGCUCCCAAUGGCCUUUGGUCGCCUGUCGAAGACGCAGAUGGCCUUUGUGAUCAUCUUCGCCGCUUUUCCCGCAGCGGCCUCCAAGGACAUGUCCGUGCUCCGGCACGUUACAGUGCCACGGCCGUCACAUCGGUCAAAAACCAUCACAGCGGCCCUGACGCGCACGCCAGGGUGA